Phaeodactylum tricornutum CCAP 1055/1 is the source of this 990-nucleotide messenger RNA. RefSeq lists its product with no specific name. The record is from RefSeq and is a predicted model, not a curated record. The transcript is spliced from 2 exons. Bases 1 to 990 code for a protein of 329 amino acids. NCBI's taxonomy places the organism in Eukaryota, Bacillariophyta, Bacillariophyceae, Surirellales, Neidiaceae.
AUGCUCGGUGCUUGCUCUUCCCGACCUGCUGCCGAGAGUGUACCUGCCAUGAUUAGUCCUUCGAACCGUGUGCUGGUGUCGAAAGAUGGUCGCAAGAUUGGCUACGCGAUCAGCCCAGCCAAAAUAAGCGAAGACACGACCAAGGCGAUUGUCUGGUUUUAUCCUCUUUCAGGUUGCAGCCAAAUUGUAGACAAGGCUUCACCCUCGCUGAGCAAAUAUCAAGCCAGCGUAAUUUCGGUCGAUCGCCCGAGCGUUGGGGACACGGAUGCUUUGGCCGUCGAGAACAACCCAAUCGAGCGCAUUCAAGGUCACGCGGAUGAUGUCGUGGCCGUGCUUCACCAAGAAGGAAUUCGAAGUGUGAUUAAGGGAUUGACGCUUGUUGCACCAUUUGUCAGUACAUCUUGCAAGCAUUCGUGGAAAAUUGCCCGUCUUGGCAAUUGGGUUCCGUCACUGGUUUUGACGUGUGCAACCAAAACAAUAGCAUUUGGAGAGCCUCUCUUUCUGUCAAUGUUCUUGUCAGAAUCUGCUUUGAAGAAGCUUGUGAGUGAAGAAGAACAAGCUCUUUUUGGAUGGAAUGAUUCUGACUUCAAAGACAUUGUUGAUACAUUGCCUGUUGUGGGGAAAGUUACGGCAAAUGCGAAGGUAACAGAAGCCCAACUUGGAGCAAAUAGCAUGUGGCAACAAGUGUGUGAUGACUUUGCUGUUGAGAGUGGUUGUGGACUAGUGGUUGAGGAUGGGGAGGAAACUACGAAAAGUCCUAAUCAGCAAGGAACGGUACCAAGCUUUCCAAUUGUCAUUCAUGCGUGUCGCAAGGAUACGAUUGCUCCUUGUGCAGCAGUUGAAUGGUUGGCCAGACGCUGCUAUGGAAACUCGACAAUUAUUAUUCAUGAUGAGAUACACUCUCACGAAGUCAUGACAUUUCUUGGCGGCCCUCCACGGAAUCCUGGUCUUUUACAUGCAAUUGCGCGUGAUUGGGAGCUUCUAGAAUAA